Pararge aegeria (speckled wood butterfly) is the source of this 1182-nucleotide messenger RNA. RefSeq lists its product as uncharacterized. Gene Ontology annotation, molecular function: structural constituent of chitin-based larval cuticle. The record is from RefSeq and is a predicted model, not a curated record. The transcript has 5 exons. Bases 1 to 1182 code for a protein of 393 amino acids. Lineage: Eukaryota; Metazoa; Arthropoda; Insecta; Lepidoptera; Nymphalidae. Gene Ontology annotation, cellular component: chitin-based extracellular matrix.
AUGCAGAGUCUUCUAUUCUACUACUACCUCAUACUGCAAACCCCAGCCCUUCUGUCCAGAGUGAUAGUGCUUUUAACUAUAAUAGCCAUCUCAUAUGGAGAUAAGCUGGAGAAGACGUAUCUACCACCAGACGCCCAUGAGUCUGGGGGCUCUGACAUCAUACUCCAAGCUCCUACAACCAAACCUAUAGUAGUCCUUGAUAAUGAAGAUUUACAGAGACAAAUAGCGGGAAGUGCUCAAGAGGAAAUUCAAAGACCAAUAGUCAACAAUGUGGAGAAAGUUCUGGAAACUUAUAGUGCUGCAUUGCAAAGGCCGAUAGGAAAUAACCAAGCAGAAAACGACGUAGUUCAUAUAGGUAACCGAGGAAACAUUUUCAUCCACAAUCCCAAUCCAGUUGACCACAAUGAAGUAUCAUACCCAGGGCUUCAUUACCAGGGAGACAGGGGACAAAUAACUGAACGUGCUCAAGCUUCUUUAGAAAGAAACGCAGCUAUACUUCGUCAAGAUUUCAAGCUCGAAGGGGAUGCUUACGCAUAUGCUUAUGAAACAGAAAAUGGUAUCUGGGCUGAAGAGAAUGGUGUAGCUACUAAUGGUGUUAAUUCCCAAGGCGCAUACUCUUAUAUCGGCGAUGAUGGCAUCCAAUACAGUAUGAGUUAUACAGCCGAUGAAAACGGUUUUCAACCACUAGGGGACCAUAUUCCUACGUCACCUCCCAUCCCAGAAGAAAUUCUUAAAUCCCUGGAGCAGAACGCGCGUGAUGAAGCUGCUGGAAUUUUUGAUGAUGGAUCUUACGAUGAAAGGAAAUAUGGGGAAGAUGAAGGCAGUCAGCAAAUAAGGAUAGUCACUGGUGAUCCAAGUUAUCCCAGAGUCACAAGCUUACCUACCGUCAUUGAUCAGGUCACAAGCAAUGAAAAUUCAGUGGUCAUUGGCAAUCCUCUACCUAAAUAUAGAAAUCCAGGAUACAUAUAUCCGGCAUUUUCAGCGAACCAUAAUAAUGUCCUAGCACCCGUUGUUAAUACAUUGAUCCCAGAAGUAACACCAAGUACAGUCACCAAAGGAUAUCUCCCACCAGUAAAACGAAAGGCGCCUUCAGAUAAUCGUCCCUCAAAAUUUACCAGAAAAUCUAUGACUGUCACUAAAAAACCUAAGCCCGAAUACAAAAAAAAAGAAAAUAAGCCUUAG